CAGUAUCAUGGCUCCUCCAGCCCCCGGCCCGGCCACCGGCGGCUCUGGGGAGGUGGACGAGCUGUUUGACGUGAAGAAUGCCUUCUACAUUGGCAGUUACCAGCAGUGCAUCAACGAGGCGCAGCGAGUGAAGCCUUCGAGUCCAGAGAGGGACGUGGAGCGAGACGUCUUCCUAUACCGAGCAUACCUCGCACAGAGGAAGUAUGGUGUGGUGCUGGAUGAAAUCAAGCCCUCCUCUGUCCCUGAGCUGCAGGCUGUGCGCAUGCUUGCCGAGUACCUUGCCAGUGAGAGCCAGAGGGACGCUGUGGUGGCACACCUGGACCGGGAGAUGAGUCGCAACGUGGACGUGACCAACACCACCUUCCUGUUGAUGGCCGCCUCCAUCUACCUGCACGACGGGAACCCGGAUGCCGCGCUGAGGGCCCUGCACCAGGGUGACAGCCUCGAGUGCUCGGCCAUGGUAGUGCAGAUCUUGCUGAAGCUGGACCGCCUGGACCUUGCCCGGAAGGAGCUGAAGAAGAUGCAGGACCAGGACGAGGAUGCCACCCUCACCCAGCUGGCCACUGCCUGGGUCAAUCUGGCUGUGGGUGGUGACAAGCUGCAGGACGCAUACUACGCCUUCCAGGAGCUGGCCGACAAGUGCUCGUCCACCCUGCUGCUGCUCAACGGCCAGGCCGCCUGCCACAUGGCUCAGGGCCGCUGGGAAGACGCUGAGGGCGCGCUGCAGGAGGCACUCGAUAAGGACAGUGGCCACCCAGAGACACUGAUCAACCUCAUUGUCCUGUCACAGCACCUGGGCAAGCCCCCUGAGGUGACCAACCGCUACCUGUCACAGCUGAAGGAUUCCCACAGGUCCCAUCCAUUCAUAAAGGAGUACCAGGCCAAGGAGAAUGACUUUGACCGGCUGGUCCUGCAGUACGCUCCCAGCGCAUGAGGCUG
Messenger RNA from Elephantulus edwardii (Cape elephant shrew), 939 nucleotides. It is a transcript of the gene COPE, whose product is annotated as coatomer protein complex, subunit epsilon. The transcript has 10 exons. The record is from RefSeq and is a predicted model, not a curated record. Gene Ontology annotation, molecular function: structural molecule activity; protein binding. Gene Ontology annotation, biological process: retrograde vesicle-mediated transport, Golgi to endoplasmic reticulum; intra-Golgi vesicle-mediated transport; endoplasmic reticulum to Golgi vesicle-mediated transport. Lineage: Eukaryota; Metazoa; Chordata; Mammalia; Macroscelidea; Macroscelididae. Bases 8 to 934 code for a protein of 308 amino acids. Gene Ontology annotation, cellular component: COPI vesicle coat.